Apis florea (little honeybee) is the source of this 4004-nucleotide messenger RNA. RefSeq lists its product as uncharacterized. Gene Ontology annotation, molecular function: microtubule binding; cytoskeletal adaptor activity; actin filament binding. Gene Ontology annotation, biological process: regulation of microtubule polymerization or depolymerization; protein localization to microtubule plus-end; actin crosslink formation. Lineage: Eukaryota; Metazoa; Arthropoda; Insecta; Hymenoptera; Apidae. Gene Ontology annotation, cellular component: stress fiber; actin filament; microtubule plus-end. The record is from RefSeq and is a predicted model, not a curated record.
ACGUGUACGUACAACCACAGUCACGUAGUUUGCAACGGAGCAUUUAUACGGGUGGACUGUAACUAGGCGCUUUAGUCUCUUGUUGGGACGCGACGCGUGAGUAUGGGGCAUAGGUGCACCCCUAAAGGUAUGAACGGUACCGUGCAUUGAAAACAAUCGUCGUGACGCGACAAAAAAUUGCAUAAACACUACGAACGUUUCAUCCUCUAUUCCAUAUUUAUCGAGCUUUUGUUUCGGUGACAUCGUACCGUAUCGAAGUGAGAACUGUCAGUCCGCAAAUGUCCGGUGAAUCGAUCGUGUAACACGCGACAACCCGAGACGAUACGUUCAUUGUCGUCUUUGAUGAAAACUGACAGUCUUGUGCGCCACAGAUCGAAACGAUUUUAAGAGCGUGGACGAGAUGGUAUCGAGCAGGCAAUAUGUCGGUGCUUCUGGAAGCGAGGUCUUACAGGCCUUUCAAGUCCUCGGAGGAGUAUCUGAUCGCGAUGAAAGAGGAUCUGGCCGAGUGGUUGAACGCGCUGUAUCCGGAGUUGAGAAUCAACGUUGACAAUUUUAUGGACAGGCUGGACACCGGCGUCGCUCUCUGCAAACACGCGAACAACGUGCGCAAAUCGGCGGCUGAAUACGUGGCGCGGCGUCAGGCGCGCAAGAUCUCGAUGACACGAUCGAUGACCUCGUCGCUGGCCCUGCCGAUGAGCCAGCUGAGCGACGUGGCCUUCCUGCCGAACGCGAAGGCCGGCACCUUCUUCGCCCGCGACAACGUGUCCAACUUUAUCGGCUGGUGCCGCAACAGCCUGGGCAUUAUCGAGUGCCUGUUAUUCGAGACCGACGACCUGAUUAUGCGAAAGAACGAGCGACACGUGAUCCUGUGUUUGCUCGAGGUGGCGAGGCGGGGCGCGAAAUUCGGUAUGCUGGCGCCGAUGCUGGUCCAGAUGGAGAGGCAGAUAGAUCGGGAGAUAGCGGCGGAGAACAAGGCGGCGAACGGGGCGCAUGGGAAUUCGGGGAACGAGGAGAGCGACGACGAGUACGCCGAUAUGCAGCAGGAGGAGCCGUGCCUCAUAUACGGGCCCCAGCCACAGAUCGUCACCAACGAUCUGAAGAGCUUGGACGAAAUGGUUCGUGAUUUAGUGGAAAGGUGCACAUGCCCCACUCAAUUCCCCAUGAUUCGCGUUUCCGAAGGGAAAUAUCGAAUCGGAGACACGAAAGUGUUGAUUUUCGUGCGAAUCCUUCGAAGCCACGUUAUGGUUCGAGUAGGUGGAGGUUGGGACACCCUUAGCCAUUAUUUGGACAAACACGAUCCGUGUCGAUGCAGAACUUCACAUCGCUCGAUGAUCUCAGCAAAAUUGAUUCAAAAGGCUGGAGGGUCGUUCGACCUUGGCAGCGCGCAGGUACAUUACGAAAGAUCACCCCCUAGAACUCGACGGAGUUCGGCGUCGAGCGUCGGUUCGUGCGCGGGCACGAUGCAGAAUCAGCAAUCGGCCAAGAGCGUUCCCAGCAACCGGUCCCGAUCGCCCACGCCCCACCACCACCCAGGCGGCAAGCAGCAAGCGAGCAGCGACGAGCAACGAAAGACGAAUCGAUCGAGAAGCCCAACGCCGCAGAGGAAGUUCUUGGGCAGCCCUGUUCAUCAGUCGGAUCUCGGGAAGCAACGAUCGAGAUCCCCGACACCGAAGGCUCAGCUCAGGUCCAACAGUCCGACGACCAAAGUGGAGAACGCGAAGAGUGGAUCUAGCACGGUGGACUCGGCUGGCAGAAGCCUGUACGAGGAGGCUCGUUCGCCGACCCAUCAUCAUGGAAGGCAUCAGGAAGCAAAGGAUGCGAAGAAGGAUCUCCAUCAAGAAAUCCGCACGAAAGUCCCCCUAACGGAGGAAUUCACGAAACGAUACGUUGUCGAUGGUGGCGUGGCACGCAGAGCAGUGGAGAAAGACGACACGCCGAAAUACGAGCCGACCAUUUACAACUACAAGUGUCGCGAGGAUUCUAGCAGCCGUAGCCCGACCCCUAGUCCACCGGCGAUCAAGGAGGAACCCGUGUUGGAGAAUUUCAGCAAAGAUGUAACAGGGAAUGUACAUUACACCAAGUCGCCACACGGAGAUGGAGAACACUCGGAUAAUUGCAGCGAAGUGUCAGACGAAGGUUACAGAAGCUUAGGCGCGGUCCAGCCAACCAGUGGAAACGGGAAUUCCGGGACGUGCGCGCAAGGAUCACCCACGGUUGCCGAUUGUCAAAAGCAACCCUCGAAGCCCGAGGCAGAGGAGAGGUCCUGCGUGGAGACGGAGAGCAUCGAAACGGGUCUGCGCAAGAUCCGCAUAGGGCCGCCCAGCCCUCUUCGAGCCUCACCCUCGAGAAGCGUGGCCUCCUCCUCGGGAGACCGCACACCCCGUGCAAAUUCGAUCGUCCGCGAGAACAGCAACGUUUCCCGAGCCUCGUCCGGAAGCAGAACGCCGAGGGACAGCAACUCGAGCCCGGAAGGCAGCCCCCUGAAACGAGGCAGCAUCAGAAACAGUUUACGCAAGCCGCCGACGGGAAGUCUGAGCAAGGCGUCGGCUAUAAUAGGCGCGAAAAGCUGUCAGAGCCCGGUGAGCGGUAGCAACACGUGGAACGGCAGGCAGGCAAGGCAGAGGCCCAGCAUCCAAUCCGACACUUUCCUCAACCCUCAACCCUCCAGUUGCGCGCCGACGACGACAACCACGACCCCCGGCUUCACGAGGAAGAGUCCUGCCAGGCAGAGCCUGCCCAGGCAGAGCUCGAACGGCGGGAUGCAGUACGACAGGAACGGGAGGAGGAUCAAAACCACUGGAUCGCUUCAAUCCUCGCCCACCAAGGUGGCCAACCCCCUGCUCGAGCAGAUCCUGCAGAGUGGCCAUUUGCAGGACGAGCGCGAGGUGGUUCAGAAGCUUCAGGAUCUGUUGAGGGAUUAUCAGGCUCACGGUUCCGGGGACGGUGUCGCGAACAUGGAGUUCACCAGGGCGUGGAUCGAUGGUAACGGGACCGUGGCGUUGCCCCAGGACAAUCAGAUGACGGCCAGCCCUAGGAAGGAUCCCAAGCCGGUGUCGGAGAGGGGAGGCUUCUCCAGGAUACCGGCACCCGUUUACAAGAGGCCGAUGUCCGUCGCGUCCGACAGCGUGUGAAGUUUCUCUAGGGGACGGUGUAGAUGAUGAUGAGGAUGAAGCUGGUUCGAAGCGUGUCCUCGAGGUCAUCGGGCUCCUCGAUCAGCCAGGCCAGGACUGUGUCGCGAGAACUCGUGACGCCCUCGAUUUUACAGAUUUUUGCCCAUCGAUCCACUCGCGUGGAUACGUGGAACUUGAAUAAGGAGAUUGAGAUGCAAACGAGUUGUUUAAGUUGAGAAACGUGGGGAUAAGAUCGUUUGAUUCUUUUUCUUAAAUGUUAGGUUAUUUUAGGUGGGUAACGUUUGGCUCGGAGAAACUGGUUUGAAUGAUACUGCAGCUAGAGAAGAGAGUUUUAUGGACAAGUAGUCUCUCUUGAUGGAAAAUUUAAUCUAAGAUCGGUUGUUGUAUUUUUCUCUCGAAAAUACCGGGCUUUUCGAGGCAUGCAUCACUACAUCCCGUAGUAAUAGUUUUGGUGCUUGGAAGAUUUCUUUUCUCUUAAAACUCUCUGAUAUAACAAUAUCACGAAUAUUGAAAAUUUUCUCUCAUCUCGAGAGGAGAUAGAAAUCGUCUUAUUUUUUUUUUUUCGCGAAUUAUUUAAUCGCGCGCGAAAAUCGCGAAAAAUUCUCAAACGUUUCUCUUCAAAAAAAAAAAAAAAGCAACGGUUCCACAUUUCCGCGCGUUGCGCGAUGGCAGAUCGAAGGCGUCCGAUUAGAGGCGAAGCUUAACGGGCCUUAACGGUACGAGGUCGAUCAGUUAGCUCGUAGGAGUCACGUGUAUAUCGGGGUGGUGCUCGGAUGGUGCUGAACGUGAGAUGACGUUCGUGAUGAUGCAAAUAAGAUUAUAAGAUUAUGAGCCAAAAAAAAAAAAAAAAAAAAAGAAUAAAACAAAUAAAAA